AUGGCUAUGCCGACCACCGUCACCAGUCUGCAGCUCUGCAAACUUCUCUGUCAACGUCUUAUGAAAAUUCCACAUAAAAUUCUUAUUCGCGACAAGACCAAACCGAUUUCUCUAUUACGACAAGUGUACGACGCCGGCCACCGUUGCUUCGGCGAGAAUUACGUCCAAGAGGUUAUCCAAAAAUCCCCUCAAGUGCAAACUUCCGGAGGGCAUUUUAUUGGAAAUUUGCAGAGCAAUAAAGUGAAGCCUCUUUUGACUGGAGUACCAAAUCUUGCUGUGGUGGAAACAGUUGAUGAUGAGAAGAUUGCCAAUCACCUUGAUCGUGCAGUAGGAAACAUUGGAAGAAAACCUUUGAGAUUCUUUGUCCAAGUUAACACAAGUGGAGAAGAAUCCAAAUCUGGUGUCGAACCAGCUCCUUGUUUGGAGCUUGUCAAACAUAUUACUGUAUCCUGUCCAAAUCUCGUUUUCAGUGGCUUAAUGACAAUAGGAAUGCCUGAUUAA
This is a messenger RNA of Oldenlandia corymbosa var. corymbosa, 501 nucleotides long. The record is from the annotation of a GenBank genome assembly. NCBI's taxonomy places the organism in Eukaryota, Viridiplantae, Streptophyta, Magnoliopsida, Gentianales, Rubiaceae.